Meleagris gallopavo (turkey) is the source of this 2193-nucleotide messenger RNA. The record is from RefSeq and is a predicted model, not a curated record. NCBI's taxonomy places the organism in Eukaryota, Metazoa, Chordata, Aves, Galliformes, Phasianidae.
UGACAGUUUUUUCAGUGCUGCAGGUGCUGCUCGAGAAAUUCAGAACUGCAAGAUGAAAGCUGAACAAGCUAUGAAAACAGAAUUUGUAAGAAUAGCAGAAAAUUUAAGAGCUCAGCUUGCAAAUAUACAGAAGGACAAAAAUGGAUAUCUUUACAAUAGGAAGAGUGAUUCCAGAGCAGAAUACAGUAUUCUAGAAGAACUGGAACAUAAAAUGUCUGUCAAUCGGAAAGCUGAAAAAACUAAAAUCCUGCAGCAGCUAGCAAAAAUACAUAAUAAUGUGAAGAGACUUCAGCAACAAUUAGAAGAUGUGAAACCUACAUCAGAAUUUGUUGACAAGCUCAAGGAAAUGUUGGAAGAAACUGAAAAUGCAGUCAAUACUUUUAAAGAUGAACAGAGACAAAUAUAUGAACAGCUUUUGAAGGAUGAAAAAACUGCAGUUAAUGAGCUCAGCAUCUUUGAGAAAAAAGUGGAACUGUGGGCAACAAGCAGCUCAACAACAGAAAAAGUUUUGAAGUUACCAUCAGCUAGGAUCUCAGUUAAUAAAACACUGGGAAAUCAUCUUCCUGAAGAAGUUAUAGAGUUUGAAAGAUUUCUGCAGCAAACAGGGGGGAGGCAAGGAGGUUGGGAUGAUGGUGAUCAUCAGAAUUUUCUUAAAGUAUGGACUAAACACAGAGGAAGGCUGUCCUACGUGGAUGAAGCCCUUGAGUAUCUCCAUGGAAGAACAAAAGAAGAUGUUGAACAACAUGGCAUAUGGUAUCGAGAAUUUCUCAUUUUACAAGACAGAAAAAAAGAGUCAAUUAAGAAAUGGAAAGAAAAACAGCAGAGAGAAAAAGAAGAAAAUUUGAAGAAGAAAGAGAAAUCAGAAAUUGUUCAAAGGCUUCAGUAUGAAGAUCAGAUGAAAACAGAAGAAAGAAGACAACAACAACAGGCAGCAAUUUCAGCAUGGAAAAAACAGAAAGCAAUAACAUCUGCAGUGGAACAAGCACCGCAAGUCAAACUAGAGGAGAAGGAGAAAAAGAAACUAAAAGAAUGCCAGCACCAAUGUCAUCUGAAGUUACUGGUGGAAAGGAGUACUUUGCAGAAGAAAGAGAAGCUUGAAAAGGAGAAGAGAGAGCUGAAAAGGAGAAGAACUGCUGCAGAAGAAAUUACUGAAUUUGAAGAGUGAGUGCAUAAUUAGCUCCCCAUUUAUGCAUACAGUUAUGUUAAAUUUACCAAUUUCCUUGUAUAAUUCAAUCUGCUAAACAUUUUUACACUUUUUUUUUUUAAUCCCCAAUGCUCUAGUUCUACUCACUUAAAUCUGUUUUUAAUUUGGUAGGAAUAACCAAUGUCUAGCAACACCCAGUACAGAAACUUUGUUCUGGACAAAGAUAUUCUUUUUCUCAAUAUUUAGGUUCUGUCUGUAGGAUUAUUGAAGUCUGUGCUUCUAAAUACAGAGACGAUUUUGUUUAAUUCAGUCUGUUUGGGAAAAAUGUCUGAGUCAACUUUUUUUUUUUUUCAUGGAGAGCAAGAGACCCAAUUGUUAUAUACAGACAUCAUAAAAAUAAAUAUUUGAAGAUCCAGCUGCUUUCAGAAGCUGUAGUAUCUAGUUAUGUCUCAUCUCAUUGUGAAUCUAUUACUUGAGAACUGAUAUUACUGUCCAUGUUCACACUAAAUUUCAUUCAUAGACUGAACCGCUGUGAUUUUUCAAUACUGUGUAAUUGCACAGUUUGAACAAGAAGCUGCAUCAAGUAGCUAUCUAAUGUGAAUUUAUUCUGCACCAGGACAAAAGAAGGUCAAAGCAAAAGCUGACAAAUUGCUGCAUACGUACAUGUUUUGGUACCAUUUGUUUUCAUUCAAAAUAUGUAUAAGGGAAUUAGCUUAUCCUCUUUCAUCUGUUUCAGGAUCCACGUAAACUUAAGCUACAAACUCUGUAGCAGCAAGGUAAAGGAGCAGAGAAGCAGGAAAAAAAAAAGGAGAUUGGCCAAAUUAAGAGACAAGGUGAUAUACCCUCCUUUUGUGUUUUAAUCUGAGGUGCGUGUCAACUUGGUUACUUGAACAACUUACUCUUUUUUGCUCUAAAAAAGCAGCUUUUAACCUUUCUAAUGGGUUGACGAAGGAAAAAAAUCUGAAAUGGUAAGCCACGGCUCUUACCAGAAAACAACAAUCUAGCAGGCACACCCGUUCCUGUGUUUAAAAACAAAAAGGAGGCUUUAC